Messenger RNA from Ctenocephalides felis (cat flea), 822 nucleotides. RefSeq lists its product as uncharacterized. The coding region runs from base 1 to 822 and encodes 273 amino acids. NCBI's taxonomy places the organism in Eukaryota, Metazoa, Arthropoda, Insecta, Siphonaptera, Pulicidae. The transcript has a single exon. The record is from RefSeq and is a predicted model, not a curated record.
AUGAGUGAAGAAGAUAAGACAGUGAAAUCAGAAAAUCCAAACGACGCAAAUGCAGGCGUAUCACAUGGAAUUGCGAGGCCUAUACCAACAUUUUGGUAUGAAAAACCUCAAUUAUGGUUCGCGAUGAUCGAGGCACAUUUUAAUCGAUCACGAAUAAAAACAGAAGAUGUCAAAUAUGAAUUUAUAUUAUCAUAUUUAGAUGACAAAUUAGCCAGUGAAGUGGAAGAUAUAAUAUUAAAUCCACCGAAAGUCGAACCCUAUACUAAGUUAAAGAAAGAAAUAAUACAACGUUUAUCACAGUCACAGGACCAAAAGAUUCGAAGGUUGCUACAGCAAGAGGAACUGGGUGAUCGAAAACCGUCGCAAUUUUUACGACAUCUAACAUCAUUGGCCGGUCCACUACUAGAUGAGAACAUUUUAAGAACCUUGUGGCUACAAAGAUUACCUACGCAUACACAACAAAUAUUAAAGGCACAUCCGACCAUGAAAAUUGAAGACCUAGCCGCCAUAGCAGAUAGCAUCGGUGAGGUUAACAUCGCGCCAACGGUAGCCGCCACAAGCCUUACCGACAGUACAACGUCUGAAUUAUUAAAACGAGUAGAAGACCUAACAAAAAUGGUAGCUGAAUUGCAAAAUAGACGUCCUAGAUAUCGGCAUAAUUCUCGUUCUAGGAAAAUCUCGCGCACAAGAAGUUUUUCACGCCAAAGAAAUGGUAGCAGGCAAAGAUUUGAUACGUGCUGGUACCACUUCAAAUUUGGAGACAAAGCUAAGAAAUGCACGCAACCAUGCAAAAUGUCGGGAAACGAAGAAGACAGGCACUAA